CUGCAAUCCAAUUCGGAACGUUCAAUAGAUGAUGAUAAGAAAUUCGCCGUUUCGAUCGAUGUGUCACAUUUUAAGCCAGAAGAACUAAAAGUGAAUCUGGAUGGUAAAGUGCUGACGGUCGAAGGCAAGCAGGAAUGUAAAAACGACAACAGUUAUAUGCAGAACUACGGAUUCAGAUCAUUUGUGCGUUCUUGGACUCUUCCGAAUGACGUGGACACAGAUGCAAUACAGACGGAGUUAAACGAUCAGGGCAAACUGACCAUUGAAGCACCAAAGAACGGGGCCACCCGUUGGUAUUUCUUCAGUUUUCGUGCAGUGUUCUAA
Molecule: messenger RNA, 324 nt
Organism: Angiostrongylus costaricensis
Lineage: Eukaryota; Metazoa; Nematoda; Chromadorea; Rhabditida; Metastrongylidae
Source: the annotation of a GenBank genome assembly